Messenger RNA from Sinocyclocheilus grahami, 2461 nucleotides. RefSeq names its product heme-binding protein 1-like. NCBI's taxonomy places the organism in Eukaryota, Metazoa, Chordata, Actinopteri, Cypriniformes, Cyprinidae. Bases 165 to 944 code for a protein of 259 amino acids. The transcript is spliced from 5 exons. The record is from RefSeq and is a predicted model, not a curated record. Gene Ontology annotation, molecular function: heme binding.
UUAAAUACGUCACGACCGUCCUGUCUGCGAAACAGCGCGUACGACCCGAACACGGUUAAUAACAUACUCCGGUUCGCGGACAUGAAAGCGAGAUCCGCGUAAGCGUGAGGCGAUCGUUCUGUACGGACGCGCUCUUUCAGGAUCGACGCUCCCCGGAUUCGGCGAUGGACCGCGGCGGGUGUCGGUUGAGCGGCGGCGGUGGAGGCGGCAUGAUCACGCUGGAGGAGCUGGAGUCUGUGUCGGAGGAGCAGCUGUCGGACAGCCCCGAGGAGCAGCAGCAGGAGCAGGAGGAGGAGGAGAGGCUCCUGCAGUACUGGAGGGAUGUGGCGCGCGGACACCAGGUGGAGGUGCCGACAGACAUGGCCGAACCCAUCCAUCAGAUCACCACCAAUAAUGAGGGCACACACGUGCGGGAGCAGGUUCCCUACACACUAAUCACACGCAAGGAGAAGUGCGGCGAGGUGGUGUUGGAGAAGCGUCACUAUGAGAAAGCGCACUGGGCCUGUAUCACCGUUCACGAGGACACGUAUGAACAGAGCAUCUGCUACGGCUUCAUGAAGAUCAUGAGAUACAUCUGCCAGCAGAACUCAGCAGGCAGUUAUCUGGGCAUGACGAUCCCCAUCGUGACGGUGGUGCACACCGAUGAGAUGCACAGGACUCUGUCGCGGGCCGUGACCGUAGCGUAUUACCUGCCCCCCCGGCACCAGAGCGAGCCGCCGCGGCCGCACGACCCAGAGAUCACCAUCGAGCACUGGCCCGCCGCUAUCAUCUACACCCGGCCGUUCACGGGCGCCACUAACGAGCUGACCAUCAUCCACGAGAUCAGCGGUCUGGCCGAGGCUCUGGAGCGUCCGGCCGUCAGCGACUCCUUCAUCGUGGCCGGAUACACCAACCCCGCGGCGGCCCACCGGCAGAACGAGAUCUGGAUCCUGGAGCGGCCCUGAGCCUCCUCUACCCACAAUCCUCUGCACCUCUCAGACAGCUGCUGAACACGCUUCUGUGUCACACUGAUUAUAAGCUACACAAACUGGACGUCAGUCGCUCGGUGAAGCACUGUUGCUGUAAGACAAUCAUCACGUACCUCCCGUCUGUCUGUCUCUCGCUCUAGAAUCAACGCUCAUGAUAAUCAACAAAUCCAUACAAUAGAUGCAGAUAUAUAUAUUGUCAUAGUGCUAUUUUGUUAAGUAUUUUUGUAAACUUACAGCUGGAAGCUGAGAUGUCAAACUCAAUGAGAGUUUUCUGAAUGAAGUGAAUGAGCUGAUCUGUGAUCAGGGUUCGACGGCUGUGAAUGUAAACGCUUGUCUGUCCUCCGCAUAAACACUACAGCCACUGUGAGCUUCUGUUCUGAUCUGAAUAAACUACUGCUGACCGCAGCCUCCUCACUGCACUGUACAGAACAAACCAGCCGUGAUGACUGACCUAACCUAACCUAACCGCCACACUCAAUCCUGUUACUUCCGUCUCGGGUUCCUUGGCACAUCUGUAUAAACCUGAAUGUAAUCAUUAUACUUUUCCGCUAUCCGAUUGUUGAAGACCAGUUUUAGAUUUAUACCUUCCUUUGCCCUCCUUUUUCCCUCGAACACAAACCAAUCUACCUUCCAGGGAGCCGUCUCUGGAUAAACUACUGUGCAACUUAUCCUCGAAUUAAAAACUUUAGCGGUGUCAUUACCAAUCAGCUCUCCUGCAACAUUGCCUUAGUAGGACGUGAAUCAUGCCCUUGUAAACCUGCCCAAUAAUACUUUCUCUAAAUCUCUCCCAUACGAUUGAAUUCUGUCUCCGGUGAAGAAGACUGACUGAGUCUCUAUAGAAACCCUAAAGCCCCAGUUAUAGCCCCGCUCCACCACUAUAUACAUCACUUUCUCCCUGUUUUCUCCUAGUGACAUAUUCCUUCCUUUCUUCCACAGCGUCCCAUCGUCUGCGAACAAAGACCUUCCUAUAUCUUCUGGAACGGUUCCAAAUACGUCACUGAUCAUAACAAUGAAAAGUAUUGGUCUUAUCACACUGCCUUGUGGUGUGCCACUAUCAACUAUCUUUGAUCCAGUUAAACAUUCUUCCUUCAACCCCUAUCUUACUUAGUUUGAUUAACAACCCGUCCUUCCACAUCAUGUCGUAGGCUUUGUUUUAAAUCUUCAUUUUAACCAUAUACAGAAACUCCGGGUUUAUGGGAAGUCGUUGUGGAGCAGUUUGGUGUAACGUUACUUGUUGGAUUCGUGUUGGUCAGAUGAAGUCUGAGCAUUGAAACAUACACAACUAAUAUAAACUCCGCUGCUUUUGCUCCUGCUUCUGCUCUUCUCUGGCUCGACUCGGGCCGCUCUGGACUGUUAAUACAGCUUCAGCAACCAGACAGGACUUGCUGUGAACAGGUUUUGGGGAUCAGGCUAGUUGUUCUGUUUCCAGACACAUCUGAGAUGUUCUGACCGGAUCUAGCGUAUCUGAUAUUUACACACACUAGUUAUUUAUU